AUGUAUGCUACAUACAUGGAACCGGCUGACCAGACAUCACCUGAUUUGAAGGAGAGCUCCAAGGACCCCUCAGAGGCAUAUGAGGAAAAACACGUGCAUGAGGUGUACCAGCAGAUCGCCGAGCACUUUUCCUCGACACGGUACAAGCCCUGGCCGAUCGUGGAGCGUUUUCUCCAGAAUCAGGAACCAGGCUCCGUUGGGCUAGAUGUUGGCUGCGGUAAUGGCAAAUAUCUGCCUGUAAAUCCUAACAUCUUCAUCGUCGCGUCCGACAGGUCGGAGGCUCUGGCACGGAUCGCUGUAAAGCAUCAGCCGCAUUCAACCAUCGUGGCUGAUAUAUUGAAUCUACCGCAUCCCCCUUCGCUUUUCGACUUUGCCAUUUCCAUUGCAGUGGUCCACCAUCUCUCGACCCCGGACAGGAGAGUCCGCGCUAUACGCGAAAUUCUCCAGACAUUGAAGCCUCCCACCGAAACGAGCCAAGGUGGCAAGGCUUUGAUCUACGUGUGGGCGCUCGAGCAAAAGACCAGUCGCAGAGGCUGGGACAAAGGCGACCAGCAGGACGUGAUGGUCCCGUGGGUCAUGAGAAGCAAUAAUUCUACUUCUGCUACUGCUGGGAAAGGAACAGAUGAUCGCCAAACCACAAAAACAUUUCAUCGCUAUUACCAUCUCUAUGAAGAAAAUGAGCUCGAAAAAGACAUCCGCAACGCAGGCGGCCUGAUCCUGGAAUCGGGGUAUGAAAAAGACAACUGGUGGGCUGUUGCUGUGCGAGCGCCAGACAACAAAGACAACAAGAAGUAA
This is a messenger RNA of Rasamsonia emersonii CBS 393.64, 795 nucleotides long. RefSeq lists its product as uncharacterized. The transcript has 4 exons. Gene Ontology annotation, cellular component: cytoplasm; nucleus. Lineage: Eukaryota; Fungi; Ascomycota; Eurotiomycetes; Eurotiales; Trichocomaceae. The record is from RefSeq and is a predicted model, not a curated record. Gene Ontology annotation, biological process: tRNA wobble uridine modification. The coding region runs from base 1 to 795 and encodes 264 amino acids. Gene Ontology annotation, molecular function: S-adenosylmethionine-dependent methyltransferase activity; tRNA binding.